Molecule: messenger RNA, 2255 nt
Organism: Plutella xylostella (diamondback moth)
Lineage: Eukaryota; Metazoa; Arthropoda; Insecta; Lepidoptera; Plutellidae
Gene: JMJD7
Product: Jumonji domain containing 7
Molecular function (GO): protein binding
Source: RefSeq, a predicted model, not a curated record
UAUAGGUAUAAAUCAUAGUCUGUGAUUAUAACAUAACCUCAACUCAAUAAAGUUUUGGGAGUUUUAUGUUUCAUCUGAUUUCGUAUUUUUAAGUGAAAAAUGCCGUUAGACUACCGAAGAUUCAACGGUCCAGAAGAUAGCGUAUCCUACAAACGCUUUACAAAAAAUUAUAUUCGGAAUUACGAUGAAAUACAUAAGGAAUUGGUAAACAAAAACGGCGUUAGAAAGGAUGGUCGAGCUAUGGAUGAAGCUCGCAGCUUGUUUGCCAGAACAGAUAUGGUAUCUCAAGCAAAAGGGUCAGCCUACAUAGAGAUGAAGAAAACUAAAGUUAUAUGCUCUGUUUUCGACCCUAGGGAGACACCUCAUCAGAAUGAGUUUAGCCAGCUUGGUCAACUAUACUGCGAGGUGAAGCUGGCACCAUUCUCGUGUCCUCGUCAGAGGCGCCCGCAUGCCCCCGAUGCGGAAGAGAGAGCCCUGUCUGUGGCGCUGCGGCAGGCAUUGGAGCCUGCUGUCUGCAGGCACAUGUUCCCUAAUUACCAGGUGGACAUAUUUGUUUUGAUCUUGGAGCAUGAUGGGUCUUGCUUGUCAGCCGCUAUCAAUGCUGCCGGCCUGGCCCUGGCUGAUGCAGCCGUCCCCAUGUAUGACAUCAUAACCGCAUGCUCCGUGGCAAUCAUUGGAGAACACUCAUUCCUUGAUCCUUCUGAAGAGGAAGAAUUUGUAGCUCUAAUGAGUCCAGAAAACACAGAGACGAAUCAUGGAGUCAUCACUAUGUCAACUUUAUCUGAACUAAAGCAAGUGUCGCAUUUCACUCAAAUAGGCAAUCUAGAUGUUGAAUGUGUUACAAAUGCUAUUCACACCUUAGAGCUAGAAUGCACUAAGAUUGUUCCAAAUAUACAGAAGGUGUUAGUUUCAAGUGUGACAAAGUGUUUCAAACAGAAGCAGAGGCUAGAUGAGGAGGCCAAAGAAAGAGAGGCUGAGUUGGAUGCCAAGAUGGAGGAGUGGAAAAAGAAAUUAAAGGCUGGAUAUAGAAUACAAAGUUUAUACAAAUCUAAAAUUAUGGAGACAAUAGGCAAGCUAAGUGAAGAUGUUAUGGCGUCGGAGGAAUCGCUGAAAAAGCAAGCCAAGAAAAUAAUUCUUAGGAAGAAUGGCAAUGCAAUCAAAAGACCGACACAUUUAUUUAUGCAUGAAAAGUGUCUUGCUGAAAUCCCCAAACCAAAACACCCUACCCAGGUAGUCUACGCAUACUACCAUAGUAACCAUAUAAAUAAAAUAGAUAAUUUAGAACUCAUGUACAAUUUAACGCAUCUGCAUCUACAAUGGAACAAAAUUAGAAAAAUUGAUGGCCUAGACAGACUUUAUAAUUUAAAGAAACUGUAUUUAUCGAACAACUGUAUAAGCGUUGUGGAGAAUCUGGACAAAAAUAAAUUCUUGGAGGAAUUACAUAUUGAAAAACAAAAUACUGAUAGUGGUGAUGGACUCUGCUUCGAACCCAGGACUAUGAUUGCACUAGGACCUACGUUAAGAAUCUUAAAUGUCUCCGAAAAUAAAAUAACCGAUAUGCUUUGGGCCAAACCUCUUCGACGUCUGGAGGUAUUGAUCGCGAAGAAGAAUCUUAUUGACGACCAUCAAUCUGCUGCCGACAGUCUCUGCACUCUAAUCUCGCUUGUUGAAGUAAACUUUAUUGGAAACCCCAUGACCAAGAAGCACCGAUACAAGGAAACCAUCAUUGCCAGGUGCAGCCAACUUAGAACCCUAGACACAAUAGUAAUCCAUCCCAACUCGAAAACGUUUUUGAGAAGUUUCGACAAAGUGGUCCGACUGAGGCAGAUGAAUGAGAAGAACAAAUCAGACAUGACUCAGGACAGCGUAGACGAAUUCUUUGACCUCAACAUGGUGUCCGGCCCACGGAGCCAGAGUGCCCUGUGUGUCAACGAUUUGACGAAUAAUAAAAAACCUAAAGCUCGAAUAAACGACUCAACAUACAACUUCAGUCUCCCCCGUCACCGCGCGCCCGGCCCUCGCUACGACCUCGCGCCGCCGAUGGAGGCACCGCCUCAAGCCAAGCAGCCGAUGAUGAUGGAGUCCUUCAGUCAGCCUAUCAGAGGAAUACUGAAGAAACCUAUGCCUUUUAAAUAUAUUUAGGAUGUUUCAUGAUCAAUUUGUAGGUAUUUUGUACUUAUAUUCCUCGUUAUUUUAAAAUUGAGUGUGAUUUUACCGCCAUUGAUUGUGUGGGUUAUUAUAAUUUUUCAAUAAAU